Gallus gallus (chicken) is the source of this 3930-nucleotide messenger RNA. RefSeq names its product solute carrier family 36 member 1 (gene SLC36A1). Gene Ontology annotation, biological process: L-alanine transport; glycine transport; proline transmembrane transport. The record is from RefSeq and is a predicted model, not a curated record. Gene Ontology annotation, molecular function: glycine transmembrane transporter activity; L-alanine transmembrane transporter activity; L-proline transmembrane transporter activity. Lineage: Eukaryota; Metazoa; Chordata; Aves; Galliformes; Phasianidae. Gene Ontology annotation, cellular component: vacuolar membrane. The transcript has 10 exons. The coding region runs from base 977 to 2509 and encodes 510 amino acids.
GUCACGUGACGGCGCGGCCGAAGGAGCGGGGCCGGCCGGCCGGGGCGGCGGCGAGGUGCGGGGCCGGCGGCGGGUGGGGCGCGGCGUGGCGCGGUGCGGUGGCAGCCUAUGGGGCUCGGGGUGGUCGGCGGCUCGUGGGGAUGCGGCCUCCGGGUGAGGCCAUCUGUGGGCUGCGUCCGGCCGCGAGGCGGUGAUCUCCGCUGCGCGUGGGGCAGAAACACGCGUGGAAGCGGCGCGCCGCUGAGCGGUGCCCGAUGUCCGCGGUGAGAGCAGCCGGGCUGUCUGCGGAGCGGGGGGCGCGCGGGAGGGGUUGUUUGGCGCGGGUGGCCCCUCCCGCAUCGCCGCGUGCCCGUGGCCGAUGACGAACAGCUCCCUGCGUAAACUCCGGCCGCAAUCCUCACCUGCUCGCAUCGCCCGGCCGGCCCUGGGCACCGUGACGCGGCCGCGCUGUGAUUUACGGCGUUGCUGGGUUGCCCCGAGCCUGGGCGUGCUGCUCCUGCGCUGCGUGCCGCGCGCCGCUCCGGCCCCCCGGGUGAAGCGGCGGUGCUGCGUGGAAGAGCCGCGCUGCGGAGCGGUGCGGUUUGCGGCCGUGGUGGGCGCUGCGCCGCGCGGCCCUUCGGGGACCGUCGGGGUGGUGGCACCGAGGGGGGGGGACAGACGGGUCCCCGUGCCCCGGAGCGUCCUUUGGAACCCGGGUGGGGGCUGAGGGAUGCGGAAGGAGUGGUGAAGUUCUGCAGGUGAAGCUCGGGAGGAAUGGGGCCGUGGAAGCGUGCCUGUGCAGCACACGCGCCGCUUCCUCGUGGGUGUCUGCAAAGGGACACCCCGUGGGUGUGCCCGUAACGGGGGCAGCAGCCCGGGGCAAAGUGCUUGUGGCCUUUGACCUGGGGCCACGUGGCUGGCAGCCGGGGCGGGCGCGCUGCCCUAUAAAUGCCUGCUGCGCUGCCAGCUGCCCUACCAGCAGUCGGUCCCUCCUGCCAUGGCCGGUGUCGGAGAGCCUGGGGCGGCGGAGCCGGCUGUCCCCAUGGAGCCCCGUGUCCCCACAGGGCCGGAUGUCCCUGCUGACGCUGCUCCAUCCUCAGGGGCCAUGUCCACUCGACGGCUGCGCAGCGAGGACUACAAUGACUACAGCUCCACCGACGUGACCCCGGAGGGCAGCCCGCCUGCAGGCAUCAACGGCUUCGCCCGGCCCGAGUCCUACCAGCGCUUCGGGGAGAGCAACGGGACCACGUGGUACCAGACCCUGAUCCACCUCCUGAAGGGGAACAUCGGCACCGGGCUGCUGGGGCUGCCCCUGGCUCUGAAGAACGCCGGCAUCCUGCUGGGUCCCCUGAGCCUGCUGGUGAUGGGUGUUGUGGCUGUGCACUGCAUGAGCAUCCUGGUGAAAUGCGCCCACCACUUCUGCUACAGGUUCCAGAAGCAGUUUUUGGACUACGGAGGAGCUGUGAUGUAUGGGCUGGAGUCAACACCCAUCUCCUGGCUUCGGACACACGCCGUCUGGGGAAGGCGUGUGGUGGGACUCUUCCUGAUCCUUACUCAGCUGGGUUUCUGCUGUGUGUACUUUGUCUUUCUGGCUGAUAAUCUGAGGCAGGUUGUAUCUUCUGCCAACAGCACCACCACUGACUGCCAGUCCAACAGGACGGUGACCCUCAUGCCCACCAUGGACUCCCGGCUCUACAUGCUCUCCCUGCUGCCUUUUGUGGUGCUGCUGUCGUUCAUCCAGAAUCUCAAGGUCCUGUCCAUCUUUUCCAUGCUGGCCAACGUGGCCAUGCUCAUCAGCCUUGUUGUAAUCUACCAGUACAUUGUCAGGGACAUCCCGGAUCCCAAAGCUCUGCCUCUCGCCGCAGCCUGGAAGACCUACCCUCUGUUUUUUGGCACAGCCAUCUUUGCUUUUGAAGGCAUCGGGGUGGUGCUGCCUCUGGAAAACAAGAUGAAGAACCCACGGCAGUUCCCUCUGAUCCUCUACGUGGGGAUGACGAUCGUUACCAUCCUGUACAUCAGCCUGGGUGUGCUGGGUUACCUGCGCUUCGGGGCAGCCAUCCAGGCCAGCAUAACACUCAACCUGCCCAACUGCUGGCUGUACCAAGCUGUCAAGCUGCUCUUCUCCUUUGGGAUUUUCUUCACCUACGCUGUGCAGUUCUACGUCCCUGCUGAGAUCAUCAUCCCACCACUGGUCGCCCGUGUGUCAGAGCGCUGGGGCUGGCUGGUCAACCUGCUGUUGCGAGUGGUCCUGGUCAGCAUCACCUGUGCUCUGGCCAUCCUUAUCCCCCGCCUGGACCUCGUCAUCUCGCUGGUGGGCUCGGUCAGCAGCAGCGCUUUGGCUCUCAUCUUCCCCCCGCUGCUGGAGAUCGCCACCUACUACACAGAGGGCAUGCACCCGCUGCUCAUCGCCAAGGAUGUGCUCAUCAGCCUCUUCGGCUUCGUCGGCUUCGUGGUGGGCACCUACGAGGCGCUGGUGGAGCUGGCUUCGCCCGCUGCUGUCAUCAAUGGCACCAGCACCUCGGGGCAGUGACAGUCCCCAUCGGGUGGUGGCACACGGGCUGGGUGCUCGGCCUUCUCCUCCUGCACAACGCGGUGGGUUUGGGCUGCGAGGGGUGAGGGGUGGCACAGCGCUCAUCCCCUCCACGCUGCUGUACAUAGUUACUUUGGGGAGAGGGGGAUGCCGGGGAUGUAGACUUCAUUUUUUUUUAUUUUAUUAUUAUUUUUUAAAUCCUUCCCAUAUUUCCCCCCAUCCCAUCGCUCUGGGACUGCUCUUCUCCGUGCCAGUUUGUUGUUUUUUUUGUUUUGAUUCUUUUUUUUUUCCCCAUCCCCCCCACCCCUCAGCACUUUAUUUUACAGCAACAAAGAAACCUCAGCUCAGUUGGGAGGUGCAGAGCUGCCUCCUCACCUCGGCCCUUGGGGACGCAGAGCAGCGCUGGGUGUGAGCACUGCUGGUGCAGGUCCUGCUGUGCUCCGGUUUCCAGCUCUCUCGUGCAGAGAGGGCUGGCAUGGAAGGUUCUAUUUGUUCCUUUUUCUUUUCUCCUUGCACACAUACCCCUCACGUGGUUUUUGGCAUUAGGAAUUCAGGUGUGCAGAGCUUGUGCUCUGCAGAAACACAGCGCCUGUUUGCUGCGCUCCGGCUGCAUCUGCAGCCCCCCACUGAAUGUUACACCUCCAAAAAGAACACUGAUCAUGUUGGUUUCCCUCCUGGCCCCGGUGGCAGCUCCCAGCAGGAGGUGCACUCCUCCCUCUUCUCCUCCUGCUGCUGGUAUUGGGGCAGGUACACGUGGGUGGCACAGACUCUGGCCUUGCCACACUUUGCCUUUCUCCUGCUUUAUUUUUGAAGGCAGAUGAGAGCACAUGAAUCCUCCAUUGGGUACUUCUUACUGGUGGUGCAGCUGCACUCAGGAGGGGAAGGGCACAUGGAAUGGUGUGCAUGCAGCCAGCAGGGCUGUGAGCUCCCUGCAGCUGGGAGAGGUGCAAUAUCUGUGCCCAGUGCUGGCACUGCUGUCCCCUGGCAGGGGAUGCCUGGCAGUCCCGACUGGAGGGACGGCCCUGUUUUGGGGUACAGCUGUGUGAUGUGUGUGUCCCCAGCACUGGGGUUGGUGGGUUUGCUGGAGUGGUGCAUAGCACCGAGCUCACUUUGCGCUCACGGGGCACCCUGGCAAUGUUGAGCAGUGUCUGGUGGAGUUCUUGGUUUUAUUGGGCUGAAGCACAGUGGGCUGGUGGGAAACACGUGGGAUACCAGGAGGGCCUGGUAUGGGACCAGGGGUACGCGAAAACGGGAUGCUUGUGUGUUGUAGCUGCUCUGUGACCAGGGGAAUUGUGUAUAUACAAAGGUGAUUAAUGUCUGUGUUGUGUGCCUAUGGAUAUUGUCAGUGUGGGUCGCUGCCCACUGCUGCAGCACCUGAAUCAUGUAUCUCACUUUAAUCAAUAAAUAAGAGUUAUUUUUUA